UGUUCUCCCACAAUCCCACAUCUGUGCAGCCGAGUUCUUCUAGAAUAAGAGUCUCUGCUGGCCUGGCCGGCGUGUGUGCGCUGGCCCCGUGCCCAGAACCCAGCACAAGCUGCACUUCGGGGACGCCUGUUGCCUCCAUUUCCCAGCCGGCUGCAGCCCGCCCUGCCUCGUCCUGCAAUGCUCUCGCUGCCGGCCCUGCGCGUGGGCACCCUGGCCAGGAGAGGAGUCCUGGGCGCUGCCAGCAUCAGAGCAGCACAUGGCCAUAGCGGACAUGUGGCGACUCAAGAGGACAUGUCGGUGCCCCACUACUACGACAAGCGCAGCUUCCCGCUCCCCGACGUCCCGUACCACAAGGAGCUGGGCACGGAGCAGAAGGCCCUGAAGGAGAAGGAGAAGGGCUCAUGGAAGCAGCUGAGCAACGAGGAGAAAGUGGCCCUCUAUCACCUGAAGUUCAACCAGACCUUCGCGGAGAUGAACAGGCCAUCCAACGAAUGGAAGACAGUGCUAGGAGGCAUCUUCGUAUUCUUUGGCAUCACUGGAUUAAUCGUGUGGUGGCAGCGAAUCUAUGUGUUCCCCCCGAAGCCACGCACCCUGACGGACGAGUGGAAGGCGCAGCAGGUCAAGAGGAUGCUGGACAUGCGCAUGAACCCCAUUCAGGGCUUCUCCGCCAAGUGGGAUUACGACAAGAACGAGUGGAAGAAGUAGAGGGGCCGCCCUCUACCCCCCGCCCCGCCCCAGCCACAGCGGGCAGUGUCUGCACACUGCCAUUCCCAGAGCAAGGGGCCAGCGCUCUGGGGGAGAGCAGCUGGAGCAAAGCCACUCUUGUCUGGCUCCCCAACCCCCAUCCUUCGCGGGGCUGCCAGCCCCACCACCUGACCCCUCGUGCCUUGUCCGCAGCUCUCCCUCUCCUGCUCUGGGGCCUGGUCCUGGGCAGCGAGCUGCUCCAGUCUCCGCCCUGCCCCACUGGGGGAUCCGUCCCGUGGCCCGGCCUGUCUCUGGUGAAUGAGCAUUUGGCAUUGUCCAGUCCCUGCUCACAUGGAAUAAAACACUACAGUAAA
Malaclemys terrapin pileata is the source of this 1058-nucleotide messenger RNA. RefSeq names its product cytochrome c oxidase subunit 4 isoform 1, mitochondrial. Lineage: Eukaryota; Metazoa; Chordata; Testudines; Emydidae. Gene Ontology annotation, biological process: mitochondrial electron transport, cytochrome c to oxygen. The coding region runs from base 178 to 705 and encodes 175 amino acids. The record is from RefSeq and is a predicted model, not a curated record. The transcript is spliced from 5 exons.